UUUAAGCCUGAAGAGGAGGAGGAGAUUUAGAGUAGAGAUUUAUGGGGCAAGUUUGGAAGAACAUAUUGGAUAUGGGGGAGGAAGAGAGGGAGAUAUGGAGGUGUGUUGGGUGUGGAGGGAGGAGAUAUGGGAAGAAAGUGGGCCUGGUUUGGUAUUGUUAUGUUUGUGUAGGGUCUUUGGAGGAAUUUUUUACUUUGGAUGCCAGAAUGUUGAUGAAGAAGCCACUAUAGAUACUGAAGGAACUAAGUUUAGGGCUCAGAGUAUUUUUGAACAUUUUAGUAGUGUAUUUUGGACACAGAGUCUUCAAUGAUAAUAUCUAUUCGAUGUUCAAGCCUUUCAACCGCAUCUUUAGCAUAAUUCGGGAACACUUGUUAUCUGUAUUUGUAUCUCCUUGUUUUUGUAUACAUGAUGAACCAUUAUGAUGCAAGGAAGAUGUGGGGCUUUGUCAAAUCCAGACUUGAUAAACCUGUCACUAAAGAAUACCACACUUAUGACGAUGAUUGUACCAUCAACUGGUAUAAUAUUAUCGAUAACAUGGACCAUUACUUCUUAGCCCAUUUCACAAACUGGUUCCUUGCUGCUGUCAUUCUCAGAUACUCUUACCUACUCCAUUUCUGGAGUUUACUUGAUGAGAUUCUUGAACUGAGUGCCCAGCAUAGACUUCCUCACUUUAGAGAGUGCUGGUGGGACCACGUAUUCCACGAUUUCUUACUGACGAACACUCCAGGGAUCAUUCUCGGUCUCAAAUUUGUAAAGUUCCUUGGACUCAAGGAGUAUGACUGGCUUGGCAGAAAAGGUAAGAGCAGCAUUAGAGAAUGGAGAGUAUUCAACUGUUACUACCGCUUUGGAGGAAUCAUUCAAAUGUACUUCAUUAUCAGUGCUAACUUCUUGACAGGAUUCUUUAUGAUUAAUGUUCUCUGGCUUCCUCCUCUCAGCAUUCCAACAGUAACAAGAAUGUACAUUUGGUUCUUGCUAGGAAACAUUUCAUUCAAAGAGAGAUAUAACGUAUUAGAAAAUAAAGACGACCCUAAAAGGAGAAAUGAGUAUAAUGACCCUUCCAAUAGAUGGGUGACGUAUGGCAUUGUUAUUCUCAAAAUUGCAAUCUCUCUUAAAUUUGUAAGAGACGCGGGAAAUCUUACAGAAGACCCAAUGCCGAUGUAUGUCAUAAUAUUUUGGUCAAUAGUACUCCCUCUGCUUGCUGGUUACUAUAUCUAUCUCAGAUGGAUCAGAAAUACCGACAAAGAGUUCAAAGAACAGCACCUUGCCACUCCAAGCAAGAAAUCUGUCAAGAAGAAUGGUUUUAGAAUGUCAACUGAUAAAAAGAGAAGAUAA
Molecule: messenger RNA, 1332 nt
Organism: Moneuplotes crassus
Lineage: Eukaryota; Ciliophora; Spirotrichea; Euplotida; Euplotidae
Source: the annotation of a GenBank genome assembly